ACGGUUCCUUUGCAUAGAACUGAAGUGGAGACAUGGCAAUGGAAUCGGUUUCUUUAAGCCGUUGUAUGUUUGCAGUAAAUCGUAAUCUCCUCCAUAAAAGAAGAAAGCACCCACCUUUCACAACUCCUAUUAGGAGAAGUAGCAGCUUUCUUAUUUCUCGCUUCCCUGUUAUCAAGAAUUACAAACAGUAUAAUUUCCAAGAUUUUCAGGACUAUGCAAAACCUUCACGCCUUUUAGAAGCCGCAGAACCAAAAGUUUGCACAGAAACCUUACAAGGGAAGGAUUUUACAUCUUUUAGUGUUGUUAGAUCUGAGUCUUUAUUCAAGGUGAAGCUACAGACUAGUAAUGCAUAUGGCUCAAGUAUGAGUGAUCCGAACGCUGGAAUACUUUUAUGCUUGAUAGACACAAAUGGUGACUCUAUAUUGCAGAGAUUUCCUGUGAUUAUAAAAUCAGAUUCUGCAGAACCCAUGGAUAAUGAGUGCAGCAUACUGCAUUUCCAACAAGGUUCGGUUGAUGAAUUCACUUUCAAAGGACCGAAAUUAGAGAGAAUUGAAGCUCUUUGGAUCAGCAUUGAAUCAGGUCAGUGGAGAUUAGACGAUGUUAGCCUGAUGGUCAUUAGUGCUUGUGAACCUUCAUUGGAGCAAGGUGAUGGGAAAAAUAUUCAGUUUACUGGUUUCUAUUAUGAAUUUGAAGUAGAUGAUGUCUUGCUCGGAGACAGCAGUGACAUAUCUGUGAUAGAACUAAGGCCUAGCUCUAUUUCAGAAUUAUCUGGGAUUGACCUAUUCAACUUGUUGAGUGAAAGGCCUUCAAAUUCAGCAUCAGUGUCAGGUGGCAGGAUUUCUAAUGAAGAAACUAUGAGAGAGUAUUCAGAUUUGAAGUUAUCUUUGCUAUCAUAUGAUGCUGCUCUAAUUUUUGGUGGUUCAGUAAUAGCAAAUUUCUCAAUUGGAGGGAAUGAAGCUUUUGCAUUCUUCCUUGGUGGAACUGUAGGCUUCUUAUAUUUGUUAUUGUUGCAAAGAUCUGUUGAUGGAAUACCUGCUUCGCCUCCAGUUUCAACGAGCAUGGGUGUGAUUGAUAAGGUAUUUAGAUGGUUUAAGGGGCCAGUCUCAGGCUUAGGCUUGGCAUUGGCACUAGGAUUCACCUUUCUGGCAGUGAAGUAUAGUUCUGGAGAUCUUCCCAUGGCGUUGACCCCAAAGGAACUUUUGCUAGGAAUGAUGGGGUUUCUUGCUUGUAAAGUUGCAGUGGUUUUAGCAGCAUUUAAGCCAAUGUCCAUGGAGUUGAAGGACAAUGAAUAAUACUCAGUAAUUUUAUUUUAUUUUUAUUUUUAUUUUUUUGUUUCUUCUUCUGUAGAGAAAUGGAAGAUUUACAGUAUAGAAAACAACAGGAAACAUUCUAAAUAUAUGUAUAUAUUUAUAAGAAACACUGUGAAAAACAUAGUAGAAGUGUUUGUUUGAUGAAGAUAAAUAAAGCUGAAGUUUUUCUUUUUCAA
Manihot esculenta (cassava) is the source of this 1486-nucleotide messenger RNA. RefSeq lists its product as uncharacterized. The record is from RefSeq and is a predicted model, not a curated record. Lineage: Eukaryota; Viridiplantae; Streptophyta; Magnoliopsida; Malpighiales; Euphorbiaceae. Bases 33 to 1292 code for a protein of 419 amino acids. The transcript is spliced from 3 exons.